CGUUCACGAUCCCUCCCAUUCCACUAUGGAGGCGGGAACGCGCAAUGGUUUCUGCUCCAACUCGAGCACAGUGAGAGAACAGCCUCCGGACUGCUCAGCGUUCCACUGACACUAAAAUGUCUCAUCUGCUGUCCAUCAGCAAAUAUCUCUUCGUCUUCCAAAAUAAUACAGGAGUGUACAACAUGAUUUGGGAUUGUUCUACUAACCACCACUAGAUAUUCACCUUAUAUUCGCUCAGGUGUCGAUCUGAAUUAUUUCUGUUCGAGGAGUGGAGAUUCCCACGCACAGGUGCUGAAAAUGGCAAGCAGGUACCUGGUCCUCCUUGCCCUGGGGACUGCUGUGAUUGCCAGUGUGCAGAGCUGCCCUGAGCAAUGUACCUGUUCAGAUAAGAACCCCCAUCACUUUGUGGACUGCGCUUACAAAGACCUUCUGCUGGUACCUUUGGGCUUGCCAUCCAACGUGACGACUCUCAGCCUUUCAGCAAACAAGAUCCAGGUGCUGAAAUCCAAAAAUUUCGUAAGCGUGACCCAGGUCACAUCUCUUUGGCUUUCUCACAAUGAAAUUGUCACCAUUGAGAGAAAUACGCUGGCUCCAAUGUCCCAGCUAAAGAAUCUGGACCUAAGCCAUAAUAAAAUUGUGAAUUUUCCAUGGGAGGACCUUGCCAACCUUUCCACUCUUCAGCUGCUGAAGAUGAACCACAAUGAGAUGGUCAGCCUGCCCAAAGACGCUUUUACUAACCUGAAAGAGCUGCGUUCAGUGCGCAUCAACAACAACAAGUUUACAACCAUCAUGGAAGGAACAUUUAAUCCUCUGAUUGCCAUGGUGCACCUUCAGAUUUUCAGUAAUCCUUUCAGCUGUUCAUGUCAACUGGAAUGGAUGAGGGACUGGAUUACUGGAUCUCAUUUGAAAAUCUCCAUCCCAGAUCAGAACAACAUCUUGUGUGAUGCUCCCAGCGACCUGAAAGGUAUAGAGGUUACCAAAAUACCCAAACUGGACUGUCAAGCCCCAACUGUUACCAUAACCUAUCAGCCCAACAUUGAAAGCACAGAAAUAUAUGAGGGCUAUAUGGUCAUCUUGAACUGUGAAUCUAAGGGGAACCCCCAACCUACUGUUGAAUGGGAAAUUUUGGCAGGAAACCAACUACUGACAUUCACCUUGCCAUCCAUUGUUGAAAAAAGUGAGGUGCCUAUCAAUGGAGCGCCCACUAACACCAGGUUCCUCAUCUUUCAAAAUGGCACCCUGAUUAUCCCUCGCAUGAGCAAAAAAGAAGAUGGCAACUACAGCUGCUCUGCGACCAAUGACAUGGGCAAAGCCCAAAGCACGGUGAACCUCACUAUGGCUGGCACCAAAAAGCAUGCCGUCAAUUCUAUCCUGGACACAAAAGCAGGCAUCAGUCCAUCUGGAAACAAGCCUGGCCCUAAGAGCUCCAAAAACAGUGUGAUCAAUAUGUGGCCCAAACAUGAGAAGACCAAACCUCUUCCAACUGGAACAUCAUCCAUCACUAUUAACACUGAACAAGUGGAGGAAGGCUCUGAUUCUGUAAUAUUUGCCAGCAGGUGUGGAGUAAGUGAUGGCACACAGUAUAUAUCUAAUCACGCUUUCAACCUGAGCUUGGAUGAUCUGAAACAGUACACUUUUGACUUUGGCGUGAUUGCACUGGAGGUGUCUGAAACGGAGGCUAAAGUCCAGCUCAACCCUCUUCAGAUGGCCAAUGCCAAGUCGAACCUUCACCUUAGCCAAGCGCAAGACCCAGACACUGUUAACAAAGAGACGAUCAGUAUGUACCAGACGUCGCCCAAGAAGUCCCCUAUGGACAUGCUGUAUGUGUGUGUUAGCACGGGCAAUGGACAUUCAGUGGUGCAGUGGUCCAAGAUAGAGGAUGGUGUCAAUACUUAUCGCUUCCAGGGCUUAAAGCCAGGCACAAAUUACACCCUGUGCCUCACCUAUGGGGGUCAGGACUGCCAGGUGCAGGUGGUAUUUACCACAAGAAAGAAAAUCCCAUCUUUGCUUAUCAUAGUGGUGGUCAGCAUUUUCUUGCUGGCUUUGGCCACGGUGCCCCUGCUGGGAGCCACCUGCUGUCACCUACUGUACAAGUACCAGGGCAAGACCUACAAGCUGAUCAUGAAGGCACAGAAUCCAGACCAGAUGGAGAAGCACAUCGCCACGGACUUCGACCCCAGAGCCUCCUUUGUGGAGUCGGAGAAGAACUUCAACCCGAGUGAGCUGGGCGAGGGAGAGGGAGAAGCUGAUGGAGAGGAAGGAGAGGGUGAGGGAGAGGAGGUGGAGGGCAGCGUGGUGGCCGAGUCCAUUCCCGAGUCGCAGUCCAAAACUCAGGAGGAAUUUGAAGUGGGCUCCGAGUACAGCGACCGGUUACCUUUAGGCGCGGAGGCGGUGAAUAUAUCUGAGGAGAUAAACGGCAACUACAAAGAGCCACGCUGAAAGUAGCCCACAUGUGUUGCUAAAGGGAACGGACGGUGUGUAAAAUAGUUACUUUCGAACACAUUCCAAACCAGGCGAAUGCCGACUAUGUCAUCUCACGUUAUUCUUGUGCCCUGAGAAAAGGCGCGCUACUCAGUUUUACCUCAGAAGUUUAGCUUAACAGCACAUAGAUAUCUAAAGCGUAUAGAUAUCUAUGAGUUCGAAUCUCAGACGGGGCUUUGGACUGUACUGCGAACAAAGGGACUGUACUUCAACAAACCUCAGACCAGUUCAGUUAUACACUGAACCUAAAGUAAAGUCCACCUCCUUAAACAAACAUUUAAACAUAGAAAAAAAUAUUGGCGUUUACGCAUAUCCAUGUAUAAAUUCACAGUAGCCCAUAGCGGCCAGUCAUUAACCGAAACGCCCUGUAACCCAGGGUAUAGUAAAGUGGUCAUAAAGUGGUCAUCUAUAGCCCACAUCUGAACCCACAUUCAGAGGGUGCUGGAAAGGAUUUCACCUCCUUCCACUGCACAACAAGGCAUGAGCGUGUCUGUAAAAAAGAGAGUAAGAAAAAGAAAAGGACAAAAAACAACAACAAAACAAAUGAGUGACUCCAUCCAUUACUUGCCUCAUUACUAUCAUAAUUGUGAUCCCUUCUGCGAUCUGGUGCUUCAGAUAAUCUCGCCUCUCUGGAUGGAUGAAAUGAACGUGUCCUUUUCUCUGCUUUAAGAUAACCUUGUUCGUGGCAUGUCACACGUCCGUAUUUUCCAGUGUGUUUUCUUAUUAUUCUAGGCUGUAGGACGGUAGAUAUUCUAAGUGUCGGUUUGUGCUGUAAAAGCCAGUAAACACUGAAAAAGAUGUGCUCUUUUUAUAUCGCUCGCCGCUUCUCAGCGAGUGUCCUGUACAUUUUUUUGGGGUGAUUUCGUGUCGAACUGUUUAACGAUGUUGUAAAGAAAAACAAACGAACAAACAAAAAAAUCUUCCUACCCUACAAAGAUUUUGAUAUGAUUUUAUGUACGUGAAACUAAAUAAAAUUGUGAAAAACGGA
Astyanax mexicanus (Mexican tetra) is the source of this 3469-nucleotide messenger RNA. It is a transcript of the gene islr2, whose product is annotated as immunoglobulin superfamily containing leucine-rich repeat 2. The transcript is spliced from 2 exons. Lineage: Eukaryota; Metazoa; Chordata; Actinopteri; Characiformes; Acestrorhamphidae. Gene Ontology annotation, molecular function: protein binding. Bases 298 to 2439 code for a protein of 713 amino acids. The record is from RefSeq and is a predicted model, not a curated record.